This is a messenger RNA of Leptopilina heterotoma, 649 nucleotides long. RefSeq lists its product as uncharacterized. The coding region runs from base 233 to 649 and encodes 138 amino acids. Lineage: Eukaryota; Metazoa; Arthropoda; Insecta; Hymenoptera; Figitidae. The transcript is spliced from 3 exons. The record is from RefSeq and is a predicted model, not a curated record.
UGCUGCUUUAGAUAUUAUCAGUCAUAAUAUUACUGAUAAUAAUGGUCUUUUGCAAUUUUUGAAAGAUAAAUAUUUGGCAGAGGAAAGGAAGAAAAUUAGGUCUGGUGUGUUGGGGUAAGUUUUUCUAAUUAAUUUGUGAGUGUGUGUGUUUUUUUUUUAUAUAUAAUUUUUUUAUACAUAUUUUUAAACUUGUAGGCGUGGAGUAUUCUUUUCUGCUUGGAUCAAUGCUACUAUGCGGGAUAAUCCUGUGGGUUUGUGGGAUAUUGAGAGGAAUUUAGCCGAUGCCGAAAAUUACGAAUGCGAUAAUGCUCAAUGGGUACAGGAGUAUUUAUGGUCUUGGGAUGAGCGUCGUUAUAAGUUUCGUUGCUACUGGUGCCCGGAAGAUUUUCUGAUGCCUUCUCUAUGUGAUAAACCGGAAAACGAACUUGUGGAGGGGAUUAUUGGUCUUCUGGGUGUCAAUUUGAGUUCUCGUCCUUUUACAACUUUGCCUGCUUUUCCUCCUAAUAGAGGAUUCCGGCCUAAAAACUCGAUUUUUGAAUUGGUGUUUAUUCAACGCUACAGAAAAGAUUGGGAGGAUCUUGUCCUAUCUUUUUCAGGAUGGGAACUGCGAUGGAAAUUGGAUGCGUCAUCUGUUUGGGUUUCUCAGUGA